Messenger RNA from Octodon degus (degu), 568 nucleotides. RefSeq names its product ragulator complex protein LAMTOR5. Lineage: Eukaryota; Metazoa; Chordata; Mammalia; Rodentia; Octodontidae. The record is from RefSeq and is a predicted model, not a curated record. The coding region runs from base 49 to 324 and encodes 91 amino acids. Gene Ontology annotation, biological process: cellular response to amino acid stimulus; positive regulation of TORC1 signaling. The transcript has a single exon. Gene Ontology annotation, cellular component: lysosome; cytoplasm; Ragulator complex. Gene Ontology annotation, molecular function: guanyl-nucleotide exchange factor activity.
CGGGGCGCGCCGGGCAGCCGGGUCCGGGGUAGGGUGGACGCAGGCAGGAUGGAGGCGACUUUAGAGCAGCAUUUGGAGGACACAAUGAAGAAUCCCUCCAUUGUCAGAGUCCUGUGCACAGACUCACAAGGACUUAAUCUGGGCUGCCGAGGGACGCUAUCAGAUGAGCACGCUGGGGUGAUAUCCGUCCUGGCUCAGCAGGCAGCUAAACUGACCUCUGACCCCACUGAUAUUCCUGUGGUGUGUCUAGAAUCAGAUAAUGGGAACAUCAUGAUCCAGAGGAAUGACAGCGUCACAGUCGCAGUGCACAAGAUGGCCUCCUAGCGCCUCCUGUCCGUUCUUCAGCACCCCUUCACUGAGACUCGGUCCUGCCUGUUAACUGUCUUGUAGAACUAUUAGAGUUCACUGGUUAGGCCCUACAUCUGAUGUAACUGGGCAUUUUUCUAUUUAUUUUAGAUUAAGUUGCUUUGUAACCAGUCUAUCAGGAUAUUAGAAAAGGAUCGUGUUUUGAGGCAGCAGGUCCAGGUUACUUUGUGUAUAGAGUUUUACAUUCAAUAAAUCUGUGUAG